Molecule: messenger RNA, 1419 nt
Organism: Prunus armeniaca (apricot)
Lineage: Eukaryota; Viridiplantae; Streptophyta; Magnoliopsida; Rosales; Rosaceae
Source: the annotation of a GenBank genome assembly
AUGGACAUUAAGCAUCAUCAUCAUCAUCACUUCCUUCUCGUAUCCUGCCCUGCCCAAGGCCACAUAAACCCUACUCUCCAACUUGCCAAGCGCCUCAUAGGAAUUGGAGGCACACAUGUCACUUAUGCCACCACCAUCCGUGGCCUCACCCAAAUCAAAUCCUUCCCUUCUCUUGAAGGCUUGUCAUAUGCUUCUUUCUCAGAUGGCUUUGAUGAUGGAAUCAAACCAACCAAUGACCCCAAUCUCAUCAUGUCUGAAUUUAAGCUCGUGGGAUCAAAAACACUCAAAGCCUUGAUUGAGAAAAUCUCUACAUCUCAAGAUCACUCAGGCCCUGUCACUUUUCUCAUCUACUCUGUCCUCCUCCCUUGGGCUGCUGAAGUUGCAAGUGAUUGUGGCAUACCAUCUGCUUUUCUCUGCAUACAAUCCACCACCUCCUUUGCGCUUUGCCACCAUUACUUCAACCAUUUUCACAACUGCCCUCCAUUUCCAAAUUCUAUGACAAUAGAAGGGUUGCCUCCUUUUGCUCCCACAGAGCUACCUUCCUUUCUCCUACCAACCAGUCCACAUGUUUCAGUCAUCCCUACCUUUCAAGAACACAUCCAAGUCUUGGAACAGGGCAAACCCAACUCCAGUCUUGUGCUACUCAACACUUUUGAUGCCUUAGAAGAGGCAGCAAUCAAAGCUCUCAGAUCAUCAAGCAUGAAUGUGAUUCCAAUUGGACCCUUGGUUAUAACUGGGUUUUGGGAGGAAAGUGAAAACCAAUCCAGUGAUGCCGGGUUUCGUUGCGACUUGUUUGACAAAUCUGAGGAUGAUUACCUUCAAUGGCUGGACUCAAAACCAGAUUGCUCAGUUGUUUAUGUGUCAUUUGGGAGCAUGGUGGUGUUAAAGAGAGAUCAGAUUGAAGAGAUGUUGAAUGGACUAAUUGAGAGUGGCCUCCCAGUUUUAUGGGUAAUUCGCUGUGCAGAGAAGGGAGGAGAUCAAGAAGCUCAGAUAAUGAAGAUAAAGAACAGACUGAAAAUCAAAGAACAGGGUUUAGUGGUGCCAUGGUGUUCACAAAUGGAGGUUUUAGGGCACAAGUCAGUGGGGUGUUUUGUGAUGCAUUGUGGGUGGAAUUCAACUGUGGAGAGCUUGGUAGCUGGGGUUCCAAUGGUGGGUUUUGCUCAAUUUUCAGACCAGAACACAAAUGCAAAACUAGUGGAGGAAGUGUGGGGAGUUGGAGUUAGAGCCAAAGAGAAUGAAGAGGGAGUGAUUGGAGGUGCAGAGAUUAAGAGGUGCCUGGAGAUUGUGAUGGGAGAUGGAGAGAGAGGGGAAGAGAUAAGAAGGAAUUGUGAAAAAUGGAAAGGUUUGGCCACAGAAGCUGUCAAGGAGGGUGGCUCUUCAGAUUACAAUCUCAGGCACUUUAUUGGAGGAUUGGGAUGA